UCUGAGUCUGUGACAGUCGGCGAGAAGCAAUUAAAGAGAACACAGUGUGCCAAGGAGGCGUUUUGUAUUUUGUGUGUUUUUCACCGGUUUGUUCUGCUGCUUAGGAGGGAGCGAUGAAAAAGUUUUUCCUCUGCGUUGUCGGGCUUCUUUUGGUCGCCGGCUUCGCCCGGGCCGAGGAUCCCGCUGAUGAUGUUGGAACCGUCGAAAAUGACCUCGGAUCAAGUCGGGAGGGAUCGAGAACAGAUGAUGAAGUUGUGCAAAGAGAAGAGGAAGCGAUUAAACUUGAUACGUUGAAUGUUGCACAACUUAAGGAGCUUCGAGACAAAGCGGAGAAGUUUACAUUCCAAACUGAAGUAAAUCGUAUGAUGAAACUGAUCAUUAAUUCGCUUUACCGCAACAAAGAAAUCUUCCUUAGAGAAUUGAUAUCCAAUGCAUCUGAUGCUUUGGACAAAAUAAGAUUGCUCUCAUUGACAGACAAGAAUGUAUUAGAAACUAACAAUGAAUUGACCAUAAGGAUCAAGGCUGACAAAGAGAACAAGAUACUUAGCAUCACAGACACGGGCAUCGGUAUGACCAAGAACGACCUGAUCAACAAUCUUGGAACUAUCGCUAAGUCUGGGACUGCAGAGUUUUUGGGAAAACUACAGGACACUGCUAACGCACAAGACAUGAACGAUAUGAUCGGCCAAUUUGGAGUUGGAUUUUACUCCUCAUUUUUAGUAGCUGACAGAGUCGUAGUUACAUCUAAACACAAUGACGAUAAGCAAUGGAUCUGGGAAUCUGACAGCACCAGCUAUAGCAUUGGUGAAGAUCCACGAGGUGAUACCCUCAAGCGAGGAUCGACAAUUAGCCUGCAUUUGAAGGACGAAGCUGCAGACUUUUUGGAACCUGAUACACUGAAGAACUUAGUGAAAAAAUACUCUCAAUUCAUUAACUUCCCUAUCUACCUGUGGGCCAGUAAGACUAUGAAGGUUGAAGAACCCCUUGAUGAGGACGAAAUUACGAAAGACGAGGAGACUGAAAAAGAUGAUAAGACCGAAUCUGAGGAGGAUGAUGCUAAGGUCGAGGAAGCAUCCGAGGAUGAUAAGCCAAAAACUAAAACCGUUGAAAAAACUAUCUGGGACUGGGAAAUCCUGAACGAUUCCAAACCUAUCUGGACACGAAAACCAAGCGAGGUUGAGGACAGCGAAUACAACGAAUUUUACAAGGCACUUACAAAAGAUACCAGCAAUCCUUUGGCCAAAACCCACUUUGUUGCUGAGGGUGAAGUUACGUUUAAAUCUCUGUUGUUUAUUCCUAAGGUACAGCCUGGCGAUAGCUUUAAUAAGUAUGGCACCAAGGGAGAUAAUAUUAAACUGUUUGUCAGGCGUGUGUUUAUUACGGACGAAUUUAAUGACAUGAUGCCAAAUUAUUUAUCAUUCAUACGAGGUAUUGUAGACAGUGAUGAUCUGCCACUUAACGUCUCGCGUGAGACCCUGCAGCAGCACAAAUUGAUCAAAGUUAUAAAGAAGAAACUGAUCAGGAAAGUAUUGGAUAUGAUAAAGAAGAUCCCCAAGGAAGACUACGACAAGUUCUGGAAAGAAUACAGUACAAACAUGAAACUGGGGGUCAUCGAAGAUGCCAGCAAUCGUGCCAGACUAUCCAAACUCCUCCACUUCCAGUCCUCCAACCAAAAAGGAACGACGUCUCUAGGAGAUUACGUAUCCCGCAUGAAGGAGCAGCAACAGCACAUAUACUACAUUGCUGGAUCAUCGCGUGGCGAAGUAGAGAAGUCUCCGUUUGUUGAGCGACUUUUAAAGAAGGGCUACGAGGUUUUGUACCUAACUGAAGCCGUUGACGAGUACGCCAUUUCCUCACUUCCAGAGUUCGACGGUAAGAAGUUCCAGAACGUUGCUAAGGAGGGAUUCACCCUUGACGAAGGAAACAAGGCCAAGGAGCGCCUUGAGGAGUACAAAACCACCUUUGAACCCCUCACCAAAUGGCUGAACGACGAGGCACUCAAGGAUCAGAUCAGCAAGGCACAGGUUUCCGAACGUCUGACAGACUCGCCGUGUGCGUUGGUAGCGAGCAUGUUUGGAUGGACUGGAAACAUGGAGAGAUUAGCGAUAUCAAAUGCCCAUCAGAAGGCGGACGACCCACAAAAAUCGUACUACUUGAAUCAGAAGAAAACUUUGGAAAUAAAUCCAAGACAUCCACUGAUCCGCGAGCUGUUACGCAGAGUUGAGGAAGAUCCAAGUGAUCCAGCGGCAAAGGAUAUUGCUGUUAUGAUGUUCAGAACUGCGACUUUGCGAUCCGGCUACAUGUUAAAGGAGACUUCGGACUUCGCGUUGAGUGUUGAACAGCUAAUGAGAAAGACUCUGGGAAUUCCACUGUCCGAGACAGCAGAAGAAGAAGAAGAUGGUGAGGAGGAUUCCACUUUUGAGACUGAAAAGGCGUCAGAACUUGACGCUGAUGAAGAAAAGGAGGACGAAGAGCACGACGAACUGUAAAGAAAUUUCUUAGCUUUAAGAUAUUAAAAGGAAAGACAUUCAAAUCUUCGAAGUAAGCUAUACAAUGUAUAGCAGCUUCAAAUAAAUAACAUAACGUUACAAUUUUUACAUGCAAAAGAGUCAAAAAUUGUGCAGCAGGAUUUAAUUUGAACUUUGUUUUUUUUUGCCCGUUGAUUUGUUCAUUUUUUAUUCGCAAAAGAUGUGUAGCUGGAUUAUUAUUAGCAAUCAAGGUCGACGGAGAAAAUGUGAGACUUGAUAUUCCGUACAGUGACAAGCUGCAUACGUGAUACAUAGCAUCGCAAUUGUUUAUAGUUGCCUGUCAUGCUCGAUUAUAACAGAAUAUCAAGGUAGGAUCGUUAUAACAUAUUCAUUGGUAAAUUUUUCAUACCAGUUGUUGAAACGCAAUGCAUUUAAUUUAUUUUUGUUCUUCCAUCACCAUACUUCGUGUGUAGUAAUCGCGCAAAUAUCAAUUGCGUGUCGUAUAGAUCCUGUGUAUGCUUGUGAGAAUGUGUGAGUGUAAUUUGUACAAAAAAUAAAUAAAAACAUUAUUCAAUUUAA
Messenger RNA from Neodiprion fabricii, 3047 nucleotides. RefSeq names its product endoplasmin (gene Gp93). NCBI's taxonomy places the organism in Eukaryota, Metazoa, Arthropoda, Insecta, Hymenoptera, Diprionidae. The coding region runs from base 114 to 2489 and encodes 791 amino acids. The transcript has 4 exons. Gene Ontology annotation, biological process: protein folding. The record is from RefSeq and is a predicted model, not a curated record. Gene Ontology annotation, molecular function: ATP-dependent protein folding chaperone; ATP hydrolysis activity; ATP binding.